CUUUUUUACCAACAGCUAUCCAGCUUGUAUUUGAUUCGGCGACCCAAGUCGCAGCUUCAAAAUGGGCAAGAAGGCCAUUGAUUCGCGCAUUCCGGCCCUCAUCCGCAAUGCCGCUCAAGAACACAAGCGCGGUUUCUUCGUUGUCGUCGGCGAUCGCCAGAAGGAUGUCAUUGUCAACUUGCACUACAUCCUCCAGACUGCCAACCUCAAGGCCAACAAAUCUGUCCUUUGGGCCUACAAGAACAAGCUGCUAGGCUUCACCAGUCACCGCAAGAAGAGAGAACAGAAGAUCAAGAAGGAAAUCAAGCGUGGUAUCCGUGAUGUCGACAACGAGGACCCCUUCGAGCUGUUCGUCUCGACCCAGAACAUCCGCUAUGUCUACUACAAGGAGACGGAGAAGAUUCUCGGAAACACUUACGGCAUGUGCAUCCUGCAGGACUUCGAGGCCAUCACCCCCAACCUCCUCGCCCGCACCAUCGAAACCGUUGAAGGAGGAGGCCUUGUUGUCAUGCUCUUGAAGGGCAUGAGCAGUUUGAAGCAGCUCUAUACUCUUUCCAUGGACAUUCACUCGCGCUACCGUACCGAGGCCCACGGCGAUGUUGUCGCCCGCUUCAACGAGCGCUUCAUUCUGUCUCUCGGCAGCUGUGACUCGUGCUUGGUCAUCGACGAUGAGAUGAACGUUUUGCCCAUCUCUGGAGGAAAAACCAUUCAGCAGCUACCUCCCCCUGACCCAGAGGCCCAGGGCAAGACCCCUGCUGCUAGGGAACUCGAGACCAUCAAGGAGAGCCUUGCCGAUACUCAGCCCGUUGGAUCCCUCGUUACUUUGGCCCGUACUGUCGACCAAGCAAAAGCCUUGCUUACUUUCGUAGACGCUAUUGCCGAGAAGACUUUGCAAAGCACAGUCACUCUGACCGCUGCUCGUGGUCGUGGUAAGUCUGCAGCACUCGGUGUUGCUAUCGCCGCUGCCGUCGCCCACGGUUACAGCAACAUCUUUAUCACUUCGCCCAGCCCCGAGAACUUGAAGACUCUGUUCGAGUUCGUCUUCAAAGGUUUCGAUGCUUUGGGCUACCUCGACCACGUUGACUACACCAUUAUUCAAUCUACCAACCCCGACUUCAACAAGGCUAUUGUCAGAGUCAACAUUCACCGUCAACACAAGCAGACCAUCCAAUACAUCCAGCCCCAGGAUGCUUACACUCUCGGUCAAGCUGAACUCCUGGUCAUCGAUGAAGCUGCCGCGAUUCCCCUCCCUCUGGUCAGAAAAUUGAUGGGUCCUUACCUGGUCUUUAUGGCCUCGACCAUCAACGGUUAUGAGGGUACUGGUCGUUCCUUGUCCCUCAAGCUGAUUCAGCAGCUUCGUGAACAGUCUCGAGGAGGCUCCAAAUCUACUGACGAGCAGGUCGCCGAUCGCUCCACUGGAAGAUCUGCCAAGGACGAUAACCAGGUCGCUAUCGCUGGUCGCUCUCUUCGUGAGAUUACCCUCUCCGAGCCAAUCCGUUACGCACAAGGAGAUUCGGUCGAGAAAUGGAUGAACCGCCUUCUUUGUCUGGACGCCACUCUUCCUCGCGCAUCAACAACCCGUGGCUGCCCUCACCCCGAUCAGUGCCAGCUUCUCUCCGUCAACAGAGAUACUCUUUUCUCCUUCCACCCCGUUUCCGAAAAGUUCCUCCAGCAGAUGAUGGCACUUUACGUUGCAUCGCAUUACAAGAACACUCCCAACGACUUGCAGCUCAUGUCUGAUGCUCCCGCUCAUCAAUUGUACGUACUCGUACCUCCAGUUGAGGAGGGUAGCAACCGUCUUCCUGAACCCCUGUGUGUCAUUCAGCUUGCCCUGGAAGGACAGAUCAGCAGAGAAAGUGUCAUCAACAGCCUGAGCCGUGGUCAAAGAGCAGGAGGUGAUCUGAUCCCUUGGCUGGUCAGUCAACAAUUCCAAGAUGAAGACUUCGCCGGGCUCUCUGGAGCGCGUGUUGUCCGUAUUGCCACUCACCCAGACUACAUGAACAUGGGCUACGGUAAGAAGGCUCUCGAGCUUCUCACAGACUUCUUCGAGGGCAAGUUUACCUCUCUGUCCGAGGACGAUGGACAAGCCGAGGCUGGAAGCGAGGGCAUGGUACGUGUCACAGAUGCCGAGUUGGAGAAUGCCAGUCUACUGCAGGACAACGUCAAGGUUCGCGACAUUUCGACCAUGCCUCCGCUCUUCGCUCGUCUAUCAGAGCGCAGACCUACCCGUCUGGACUACAUGGGUGUCUCAUAUGGUCUGACUUCGCCGCUGCACAAGUUCUGGAAGCGCACAAACUUCGUGCCUGUCUACCUUCGUCAAACUGCAAACGAUCUCACUGGAGAACACACCUGUGUCAUGUUGAGAACACUUGACAGCGCUACUUCCUCGGACCCUGCCUGGCUUGGAGCAUACGCCAAGGACUUCCACCGCAGAUUCCUUAGUCUCUCGUCUUACCAAUUCAGAAAGUUCACUAGCGUCCAGGCUUUGAGUCUCGAUGAGUCUGCUAAUGCCGGUAUUAAGCUCGACAGCAGCGUGCCGCCGAGAGCGCUGACCAAGAGCGAGUUGGACGAACUGUUCAGCCCCUUCGAUUUGAAGCGUCUGGAUAGCUACGCAAACAACAUGCUGGAUUACCACGUCAUUCUUGAUUUGCUGCCCAAGAUCGCCGAGCUCUUUUUCACUGGCCGUAUCAAGGGAGAAGAAGCCGUUAAGCUCAGUGGUGUGCAACAAGCCUUGCUUUAUGCCAUCGGUCUACAGCGCAAGACGCUUGAAGACCUCGAGAAGGAACUUGGACUUGGAAGCAGUCAAUUGCUCGCCAUGUUCGUCAAGGUGAUGCGUAAGAUGUCGAUGCAUUUCCGUGGUCUUGUUGAGGGCGCUGUCGCAGAGACCAUGCCCAAGGGUAUCGGCGGCGGUGAUGCCGAAGCCAACAAGCUUGAUGGUGAGGACGAGCAGCGAUUUGCACCUCUUCAACAGACUCUGGAAGACGAUCUCGCCGAAGCUGGUGACGAGUACAUGGCUGCCGAGAAGGAGCGUGCCCGUGCUAUGAUUGACGCCUUGCCUCUGGACAAGUACGCUAUUGCAAAUGGCGAGGCCAAUUGGGACGAGGCAGAACGCCAGAUCCAAAAGGCAGGAGGUCGUAGCGGAAAGAGCACAACCGUCAGCGUCAAGUCGAAGAAUGCUUCAAGCAAACGCAAGGCUGGUGAGGCUCUCGAGGAGGUCCAGAAGGAGGCUGCCAACAUUGACGGCAAGAAGAGCAAGAAGGGCAAGAAGUCAAGGUAAAGGAUUAAAUGAAUUGCAUAGAGGACGGAGUUAGCGGUGUACAAAAGGGUGUAUUGCGAAGGGAUCUUGAAAGGGAAAUAUCCAAUCUGUAUUUGACGUAUUCUACAAAUCCGAGCAGAAUUACAAGAGGUCUUGUUUACGAGUUUCGUCGCGGACGCAAUUGCCAAAGAGACGGGCAUGCGAUUGGUGGUUGCCCGCUUUCGGCCUUUUGAAAGCGCAUCUCCGUUCUUGCGAGCCGC
Molecule: messenger RNA, 3516 nt
Organism: Aureobasidium pullulans EXF-150
Lineage: Eukaryota; Fungi; Ascomycota; Dothideomycetes; Dothideales; Saccotheciaceae
Product: N-acetyltransferas-like protein
Exons: 2
Coding region: 62-3277 (1071 amino acids)
Biological process (GO): rRNA acetylation involved in maturation of SSU-rRNA
Cellular component (GO): nucleolus; 90S preribosome
Molecular function (GO): tRNA binding; 18S rRNA cytidine N-acetyltransferase activity; ATP binding
Source: RefSeq, a predicted model, not a curated record